CUCACGAAUUUACGUGUACGUUCGAGGGGGAGCUUAACCUCCGUCGCUAUAGUAACCAGGAAGGUAACGUAAACGCGUCCGAGGUGUCGUGACUCGUAAGCGCGAACCCGGAGCGGACGGAGUCGGAGCUUUUUUUCCCUCUCCCCCGUGGAGCUCUUGAAUAAAAUAAAAUUUAAAGAAGAAAAUCGCAGUCGGAGUUUAAAUUCGGGAGACAAAAGUGUUUUUUUUACUCGGCCAGAGGAAUAAAACAGGAUUUCCGCUGUGAGGCGCGAACCGGUUGAAGCGCAGGGAAGGACCGAGGCGAUGAGAGACGGAGCGGAGUCGGUGAAUCGGUUGCGGAGUCGUUUGGUCUACAGUCUUCAUCCACUUAAAAAGGUUGUACAUGUUCUUCCUGCGUGGGUUUUUUUUACUCUAGUUCUCCAAGUUAUUACGCUCGUCUCUCCAAGUCGUUCUGUCUUUAUCGUACUAAACCUGACUCGCCGGCGAGGGCUGCAGCGCGCCGUCUGGACUCCUCGAAGCCUAGGAGCGUUGGGUUCGGGCUUUGUGCCCAGUUUUCAUCUGGAGUGUUGAUGAAACCAGAGCUUGAUGAGUCAUCUCUCACCAUCUGCCGGCGCUCUUAAACACACCAGAUACGGCUUAGUUUUCUCUUCCCUGCCUACGUGCGUAUCUCAUAAACCUCAGCGAGAGAGAAAGAGCAGCAGUGCGCCGCGGUAAAGGCGACUCCUGAGAAGGAUGCCCAAUGCUAAAGUGUGAAUUAAAUCUUGAGCACCAGACAUGUGGACAGAGGUUCUUGAGGCUAAUGGUGUGACUCAGAGGCCUCGCUGCCAACAUGGAUCAUAAUAGGUGACGAAAGCUGAUGAUGGAGCACGUAACGGCAAGAAGUUUGGGACGGUGGCACUGAGGGAGACUGAACCGAACCGAUCCUCCUCGUGCCACUCCUAGUCAGCAUGUUGCGCUUGCUUUCACUGAAGCUCGCCCGUGUGUACCGGUGCAUCAAGUUCCUUUUCAUUGUGGCCCUGUUUGUCGUCUUGCUCAUGAACACCCACAACUUGCUCGCCUCCUUCCAGAGGAACGAGCUCACCGACCGCCGCUUCAUCGGCCUUAACAAAUGCCCGGCCUGCUUCGGGACCAGCUGGUGUCGCAAGUUCACGAACGGCCAGGUGACCUUCGAGACGUGGGGGCGGCUACGCUUUCUGGACUUCUUUAACGUGAAAAACGUCUACUUUGCUCAAUACGGCGAGCCCAGGGAAGGCACGCGGCGGGUGGUGCUCAAACGCUUGGGCUCCAAUGCAGAACUUGCCGAGAUCGAUCAGAAGAUCUGCAAGAGGGCGACGGGAAGACCUCGCUGCGACCUCGUCCAAUCCAUGUACAAAACAGAGUUCGCUCGGCUCAACGGGGACGUGAGGUUGCUGACACCCGACGUGGUGGAGGGCUGGUCGGACAUGGUGCACUGCCCCUCCCAAAGACUCCUAGAUAGGGUUGUCAGGAGGUAUGCUGAGACCAAAGACUCUGGAAGCUUCCUCUUGAAGAAUCUAAAGGAUACUGAGAGGAUGGAGCUACUGAUGACUCUUGCAUUCAACCCGGAGCCCUUGGUGCUACAGAGCUUCCCCUCUGACGAGGGCUGGCCGUUCGCCAAGUACCUGGGCGCGUGCGGUCGCAUGGUGGCCGUGAACUACGUGGGCGAGGAGCUGUGGAGCUUCUACAACGCUCCCUGGGAGAAGCGUGUGGAUUUGGCCAAGCAGCUGAUGGACAUUGCUGAGCAGCUCACCAACAACGACUUCGACUUCGCUCUCUACCUGCUUGACGUCAGCUUCGACAACUUCGCCGUCGGCCCGCGGGACGGAAAAGUCAUCGUCGUGGACGCGGAGAACGUCAUCGUGGCCGACAAGAGGCUGAUCAAGCAGAACAAGCCGGAGAACUAUGACGUGUGGUACGAGAGCCGCUACGAAGAAUGCGACAAAGAAGCCUGCCUCUCGUUCUCCAAGGACAUCCUGUGCUCACGCGUCACCGUCGACCACAACUACUACGCCAUCUGCCAGAACUUGCUGUCGCGCUUUGCUGCGUGGCGUGGCACCACCGGCGGCCUCCUCCACGACCCGCCCCCCGACGUGGCCCGGGACGGCCAUCUUGCGGCACUACUGGACGAAUGCGCCAGGCCUCAGAAACGCUUCGGCCGCUUCCAGGCAGCCAAGGAACUGCGCGAGUACCUCACACAACUAACCGAACAAGCUAGCGUUAAGAGGUAGUACACGGCGAGAGGCGGAAUUUCUCCGCAUCCCGCUCCCAGGACACCACUGAAACAAACUCAGCCUUGUUAAAGUAAAGCGGCAGUGCUCUGAGACGGUACAUUGUUUUGGGGUUUGUUUGUUUUUUGGAGUUGCUGCCUGCUGAAUGUUGUAGCUUUGACAGAUGCUAAUUAAAGGAGUUUUGCACAUGGGCCUGGCUGAGAGCACUGGGUGAAGAGCUGCAGAAAUGUGUGUGUGUGUGUGAGAGAGAUGUUGCGCCGAUGCUAAUACAGGAGCCUUGUUAGCGGUAAUGGGGGUGUGCGAGGCCCACUUGCUCUGUCUGGCCUCUGAUCAGAAUCCUCUAAUGAGGUUUAUGUUUAAUUUAUCGAGGCUCAUGCAGAGGAACGACCCCAAAGCAGAGGCCCAGGUUCAGCCUCAUUUUUGUUUUUAGCAUUUGUUAGCGUGAGAUGUCUCGUUAUUUCACUUCAGGAGAAAACGUCACGUUGUUUAUUCUUUUUUUUUAUAGUUGAAAUCUUACCCAUCCUCACUAGGACUCAUUAUCAGGGCCCUACGAGUUCUCCGAAACGACGAAACAGCGGCACUAAUCGUGGAAAUACGCCGAAUUCGAUCAUUCCACUCCACGUAUGUGAAAAAUUUUACACGAGUACAAUGUUUUGUCACGUUUUUGAGCAUUUCGUUUCGCAUGACUUAAACGUAACGUUUAAAUGACUAGCACCGGGGAAUAUUUUGGGAAUGGGAUCAGCACCGUUGACUGCAAUUUAACAUCGUCCGAAAGAAUGAAGAAAUUCAAUUGCAAAAUUCAAGGUUAGCUCUGUAACCUACGCGAGCUUUAAAAUAACAUAUCCAAAAAUAUGUAAGAUUUUAAAAUUCCGACGUUUUGUUGAAAAGCUACGCAGAUUUCUUAGGACCCUAGGUUAGGAAAUCUUUGCAAUGUAUGCAAAAGAAGAUACCAAAGAGAUAUAUAUAUAUAUAUAUAUAUAUAUAUUUUUUUUUAAAUUAUAAUAAUUAUUUUUUGGGUCAAGAAAGGAAGCACAGCCUUCUCAAGUCGUUACCAUGUACUCACCCACACCAACGCCGUUCCGAGUUUUACACAUGGCCCGUACCAUUUAAAAAUAUCUAUAUACAUAUAUAUAUACGUUUACGAGGUGAAUUGCACUACAUGUCCGAUCGUCGAUUCAGAACCUUUUCAACGUGGUGUACUGUUGUCAUAUUUUUUGUUCGAAUAUUUGAUUCAUAACUAUCAAUUAGGUGUGUGAUUGAUAUUUUUAUUUAUUUAAUUUUUUUUUAUUUCCCUCUGUUCCUGGUUCACUUCUCUCCAUCGCCUCAUUUCCUUCAAGGCUACUCAGUAAAUGUGGUCUUACUGUGCCUUCAGUCUUUACAACUCGAUAAGAACAUUAAAGCAUAUUAAAGUAAA
Messenger RNA from Ictalurus furcatus (blue catfish), 3660 nucleotides. It is a transcript of the gene dipk2aa, whose product is annotated as divergent protein kinase domain 2Aa. The record is from RefSeq and is a predicted model, not a curated record. The transcript has 6 exons. Bases 948 to 2246 code for a protein of 432 amino acids. Lineage: Eukaryota; Metazoa; Chordata; Actinopteri; Siluriformes; Ictaluridae.